Molecule: messenger RNA, 1092 nt
Organism: Ramularia collo-cygni
Lineage: Eukaryota; Fungi; Ascomycota; Dothideomycetes; Mycosphaerellales; Mycosphaerellaceae
Exons: 1
Coding region: 1-1092 (363 amino acids)
Biological process (GO): transcription elongation by RNA polymerase II
Cellular component (GO): nucleus; elongin complex
Source: RefSeq, a predicted model, not a curated record
AUGGCCGCUCGCACUGCCGCCCGCAAUAUCACCGAUAUUGUAGACUUUGGUACCAUGCCGUACGAGGUUGCAGUGAAUGUCCUGAGAGGUAUCAAGAAUCCAGCCCAAUUACGCGAGAUCGAAGAGAACUGCCCGCACAUUGCAGACUCUGAUGCCGAGCUCUGGAAAGCCUUCAUCGCCCGCGACAUUCCAAACUGGGAGGCGAAGAUGAUCUAUCCGCAAAAUCCACGCUCCUGGUGGAAGGUCUACCGGAAGCUGAUGCGGGAGGAGGAACUUAUUGAGGCUGCUCAGGAGGAAGCGCUUCGCAAGCAGCUUGCCAAAGAUACCAUCAAGAAAUCCGAGCAGUCCACCACCUAUGUACCUCAAGUUGUGUCAUUUGCUGCUACCGUCACCGACUCUCGAAUCCAUCCUCAAGCCCAUACACGUGCCGCUGACAGCGGUAGUCGGUGGUCGAAGAAGACCAAGUCGGGCGGGAGGAUUGUCAGCGCUAUCCUGCGUCAAACUGCGGAGGCGCACAAGACUAGACAGCCCUUCCAGCCAACUCACGCUGGCAGCAGUCUUGCAGCUGCAAAACGCCAGAUCUCGCACGCUCCUGCUGCUAUGAUACCUGGAGCACAGCGAGUACAGCCUAGGGCCUUGCUGCCUCAUCAAGAAGCUCUCUUGGAAGAGCAUCAUCGCCAUAGGUCGGACAUCUGCGCGCCAACCAGCAGAGUCAAGAAAUCCACGACUAUCUCUGAUGCCCUUGCGCAGAAGCGUGCGAUCAAUGAGAAGAAGUUGCGCGAACUCACAAACUCUAAGCCUGCCCCAGAUCCGAAAGUCGAGUUCAGACCGAAGUUUGAGCUGACGACAUCGAGAGUGGCGCAGCAGAACCACAGUAAGACGGAAGGAGGAACGAAAGCACGGGUGGAGACAGUGAAGACUUCUGUGACGCCCAAGGGAAAGUCAACCGAGGCGCGAUCGAUGCGUUCGCCUGCUCCUAUUGCGAAGUCUGCUAGCCCGCAGCCCACUCCUACGGCGCAGCAGCCAGCUCCAGUCAAGAGGAAGCGACCCGCCACAACCAACAUCUUCAUGACUAAAAAGCAGAAGAAAUGA